This is a messenger RNA of Zonotrichia leucophrys gambelii, 1132 nucleotides long. RefSeq names its product NUS1 dehydrodolichyl diphosphate synthase subunit (gene NUS1). The record is from RefSeq and is a predicted model, not a curated record. Gene Ontology annotation, cellular component: endoplasmic reticulum membrane; dehydrodolichyl diphosphate synthase complex. The coding region runs from base 141 to 989 and encodes 282 amino acids. Lineage: Eukaryota; Metazoa; Chordata; Aves; Passeriformes; Passerellidae. Gene Ontology annotation, molecular function: ditrans,polycis-polyprenyl diphosphate synthase [(2E,6E)-farnesyl diphosphate specific] activity. The transcript is spliced from 5 exons.
UCAGGCGGGGCGGCGGGAAGAUGGCGGCGCUGGCGGUUGCCGGGCGGGGGACGCGGGCUCCGUGAGGGGAUGGCGCGGCGGGCGUGGCGCAGCGGCUGAGGCACCCCCGCGGGCCCCACGCGCUCCUGUCGGUCGGUCCCAUGAGCGGGGCGGGCGGCCUGGCGUGGCGCGCGCUGCACGCGCUGCUGCGCGCCUUCCUCUGCCUGCAGCGCGCGCUGCUCGCGUGCCUGCGCGGCCGCGCGGCCGCCGCCGCCGCCACCUCCUGCGCGCUCCUGGCGCCCGCCGCCCGCGCGCUCGGGUUCCGCGAGGCGCGCGCGGCCUGGCGGCGGCGGGGCCCCGCGCGCGGCGGGGCGGCGCGCGGGCGGCAGCGGUGGCGCGCGGACGGGCGCGCCCUGCGGAAGCUGCCGGUGCACGUGGGGCUGGUGGUGACCGAGGAGGAGCCGAGCUACGCGGACAUGGCCAGCCUGGUCGUGUGGUGCAUGGCCGUGGGCAUCUCCUACGUCAGCGUCUACGACCAUAACGGUAUUUUCAAGAGGAAUAAUUCAAGACUGAUGGAUGAAAUUUUAAAACAGCAGCAAGAACUCUUGGGACUAGAUUGCUCCAAGUACUCUGUGGAAUUUGCAAAUCACGACAAAACUGGUCAAGUUUUAAAUUGCCAAUCUACAUUGAAGGUGCUGUCUCCGGAAGAUGGAAAAGCAGAUAUAGUCAAAGCUGCUCAGAACUUCUGUCAGUUGGUAGCACAGCAGCAAAGAACACAUUCAGACCUGGAUGUGAAUAUGUUAGACAACUUAUUAAGUAGUACACAUGGAUUUCCUGAUCCUGAUUUAGUCUUGAAGUUUGGUCCUGUGGACAGCACAUUAGGAUUCCUUCCAUGGCACAUCAGACUGACAGAAAUCAUUUCUUUGCCUUCCCACCUAAACAUCAGCUAUGAAGAGUUUUUCUCCGCCCUCCAUCACUAUGCAGCCUGUGAGCAGCGGUGGGGAAAGUGACUUCGGGCAGAGUGCAUGGAGUCAAGCUUUCUGUGGGAAGGAACUGAUGUCUGUUUACAAGCACCUGCUACCCAUAAGUCUGGUUCAUAGUCCUUUCUUAAUUUAUCAAAAAAAUUCAAUAAAGUGUCUUACCUUUCUAGAGA